AUGGGUUCAACCCUUAUGUGGUGGUUGACUGCGAUUAUUGCCUUUGCCACCACGGCACCUAUUAUUGAAGACCGCAGCCAAGGCAACAGUGCGAGCGCUGAGCAUGCCAUUGGAAAGCGCCAGAUGUUAUCAGAAGGGCAACCUAUCAGCGCAGAUGGAGGAGGAGCACCAAUUCUCGGUGAAUAAUGAUAUUUCCUGGUUGUCAUAGUAAGCUAAUGGGCAUUAUAAGGUGGAACAAACAAACAAAUCGACUUAGCUAAUCCUGAUAACCUCGGAGCUCAAAAGUCUGAUAAUGGUGUCGUUCCCAAUCUGAAAUGGAGCUUCAGUAAUUCCAAGACGAGGAUUCUUCCUGGCGGAUGGGCCCGUGAACAGGUUGUCACAGACCUACCGUCAAGUCAUGAUAUCUCUGCCGCUCAACAGCAUCUUAAGAAGGGCGCCAUUCGGGAGCUUCACUGGCAUAAAGUCGUGAGUAGCCUUCACCGGAUGCCUCAGAAUGAAACUUACAAGUAUGUAGGCUGAAUGGGGAUACGUAUACGCUGGAUCGAUCAUUGUUUCCGCAGUUGAUGAAGAUGGAAGAUAUCAAGUCGACAAACUCGAAGUGGGAGAUAUAUGGUACUUCCCCAAAGGAGCCGCGCAUACCAUCCAAGGACUCUCUGAUGAAAACGAAUACCUUCUUGUUUUCGACACUGGUAAUUUCGAUGCAAUAGGGUACAACAUUCCCUUCUCCGCUCCUACUUAACACUAGACUGACCAAACCCCAAGUACAACUUUCAAUGUCGACGAUUGGGUGAACCAUACACCCAAAUCCGUACUUGCCAAAACUUCGGCGUCAGCGAAGCAGUAUUCGACACCGUCCCCUCGCCCAAUCCCUACAUUUUCAACGCUGAAAACAGCGACAUUCCACUGACCGGCCCCGAGAGCGGUCUCACAGGACCCAGUUCUUAUGUAUUCAAACUUUCGCAAAACAAACCUUUGAACAUCCCAGGCGGCGGAGGGAAUCUGACAAUUGUCGACUCAAGAAACUUUCCGAUAUCGAAGACGAUUGCUGCUACGAUUGUUAGUUUGGAACCGGGUGGAUUGCGGGAGUUGCAUUGGCAUCCAAGUGUGAGUUCUGCGUUUUCUCUAUGCCGUGAGAACAAUCAAGAAAUGCCAGAUAUAGAGAACGAUUCCUGACUCUUUUGAUAGGCUGAAGAGUGGUUGUAUUUCCAUCAAGGACAGGCACGUGCUACCGUCUUCAUUGGCAACGCCAAUGCUAGGACCAUCGAUUUCUCAGCAGGCGAUACGGGCGUAUUCCCUAAUAACAGUGGUAUGUAG
Messenger RNA from Hymenoscyphus albidus, 1314 nucleotides. NCBI's taxonomy places the organism in Eukaryota, Fungi, Ascomycota, Leotiomycetes, Helotiales, Helotiaceae. The record is from the annotation of a GenBank genome assembly.